CGUUCGGUAAAAGCGGUAAAAGCAGAAGUUUUGUUUACUGGAACAGUUCCUGGCGUAAAAUUGUGAUCGUUGUGAGUUUUUGUGUUAGAAAUCAGAUUUUAUCCAACAUGAAAUGUUCCUUGUGUAAGAAAAAUUCUUCAAAGUUAGUAACGUAUCGUCUCUGCAAAUGCUGCUCGGAAAGGGUGGAAUCCGGCUGCCGAGAGUCGAUCAUUUUCGUUGCGGCCAACGAAGAGCAGUCGGCAGUGCGCAAGGUGGAAUGCGACGUUUGCCAGGAACCGGUCCUGAAGGAUGAGCUGGAACAGCACCGCGAAACGUGCUGCCCGAGCCGGAAAGUGUUCCGGUGCACGGUUUGCGAUGCGGAAUACCAGCACAAGGACGACCUGUGGGGACAUUUGGAUGAGCAUGAGAUACAAGACGAAGCCAAGGAUAUUUGCUGCGGGGAAACGAAUGUGAUGUACGAACUGCACAAAUGCGACCUAUGUAACGAUCACCGCGUUUAUCGGGAAAGUCACUACUGGAAUCACGUUCACGAAGAUCACGAUGGGUAUUUUCUGAAAUGUUCGAAUUGUGAUGAAACUUUCCGAUCGCGUAAGCUUAAAACUGAACAUGACGAAAACCAUUGUUGGGCCAACGAAAAGGAUGGCGGUAAUUCAGAUUGCGGGAAAAGUUCGCCGUUACAAGACCUCCAAACAGAUAAUGACGAGGAUCACUAUGAGGUUAAGGAUGUAUUGAUAGAAUACCCCGAAUGUGAAGAUAUUCCUAUGUCACAAGAUGAGGAUCAAUUAGCCACUGCUAUCGAAAAGCCGAAACGUGAAAAAGCUGUGAAGAAAAAUUGUCCGGACUGCGGCCUUAGGAUACAAAAGCGCACAGCUUUGGGCCCUCAUCACUGCAUAGUCGAUGAAAAUGCCCUAAAACAACACCAAUCUUCAUCGUAUGUCCGUAAGCAAUGUCCGAAUUGCGGACGUGAAUUUAGGAAACUCUCAACGUUCGCCAAACAUAAAUGUGAGGCUAAUGCGAAGGCCAAAGUCGACAACUCCUCAGACAUGACUGAAAGUCUUGGUAGAAAAGAAAACAGCCAUACAGAUCAACCAUCGGCUGAAACCCCCACACCGAGUAAACCUCAAUGUCCGCACUGUAAACGCUUCUACAUAAACCGCGAGAGCAUGCUGGUUCACAUAAGGUCGCUACACAGGAAAGCUCGUUGCACGAUUUGUGGCUUGGUGCUGGCAAAUUACGGUCUGGUGAAGGCGCACCGACUCGCGGUCCACAUCGAAAAGGCCGAGUGUCCGCACUGUAAACAGAGAUUCUCGAAGAAAAACUUCCAAAACCACUUGAACUCGCACAGUGAGGCAAGCCAUCUCUGCCCGGACUGUGGAAUGAUGUUCAAAUCGAAUCAAAACCUGCAGGUGCACCUGAGGCGGUUCCACACUCCGGGAAAGACGCCGUCCAUGAAACGGUACAUACGGCACGGGAAGAGCAGGAACCGUGUGAUUGAUGUCGACGAGAAUGCGACGGAAAAUUCGGAAUCUCAACAGGAAGGGUCGUAGUAGUGUUUGUAUGUAGGAUUAAGGAGGCUAGCAGAUAAAGUGUAAGUAUCGUAUUUGAUGUUUUAGGAUAAUUAAAGAAAAAUGACGCUUUUUACAAA
Aedes aegypti (yellow fever mosquito) is the source of this 1645-nucleotide messenger RNA. RefSeq names its product zinc finger protein 316. Gene Ontology annotation, biological process: regulation of DNA-templated transcription. Lineage: Eukaryota; Metazoa; Arthropoda; Insecta; Diptera; Culicidae. Gene Ontology annotation, molecular function: RNA polymerase II cis-regulatory region sequence-specific DNA binding; DNA-binding transcription factor activity, RNA polymerase II-specific. The record is from RefSeq and is a predicted model, not a curated record. Bases 108 to 1547 code for a protein of 479 amino acids. The transcript has 4 exons.